Molecule: messenger RNA, 1853 nt
Organism: Microbotryum saponariae
Lineage: Eukaryota; Fungi; Basidiomycota; Microbotryomycetes; Microbotryales; Microbotryaceae
Source: the annotation of a GenBank genome assembly
AUGGCUCCAAGCAAAUACCGCGUCCAAUGCUGUACCUACAACGGCCACCUCGCCAAGGGUCAUAAAGACCUCAAUUCGUUGGCGUCGUGGUUGGCGCCGACGUUGGAGGAAGGCAACGCGGCCGAGGGCGAGGCACCCGACUUCUUCGCCGUCGGCUUCCAAGAGAUGAUUCCUUUGGUGAGUUGGAGUUGGACUGUGGUCUGUGAUUUCGUUCAGUCCGGUGUCCUGCCGCCUGUCACUCCUAUGCUAGCGCUGACCGUGUCGUUGAACGUUGUCCUCUUCUGCCCCACAUCCUCCCUUCGAUCCCACUCGGCGACCUGGUAACGUGUGCAGCAUCUCGCCUUGGUAGGUUUGACCCGCACCGCGUUGGAUCAACACGACCACCAAAUUAAAUCUGCGAUCGAGCAACACACCUCGUCGAACGGCGAGCGCAAGUCGUACACGCUCAUGGCCAAGCAAGUCCUCGGCGGCAUCGCUCUGCUCGUGUUUACGCGGGAUGCCACCGUGACGAACCACGUUGUCGAUGUCCGGGUUGCGACGGCUGCAUGUGGUAUUUUCAGGAGGAUGGGUAACAAAGGCGGGGUUGGCGUUCGCAUCACUUUGAACUCGGAAGGCGACGAGAGCUCGGACAGCAAAUCAGGUGAGGACGGGGACUCGGACACGGGCAACAACGUCUUUACGUUCGGUAGGCCCCGUUUUGCAGUAUAGCCUAGGGUCGAUGAUCCAGCGCUGAGGCGAGGGGUUAUCCUACAGUGACUUCGCAUCUGGCGGCGCACGGCUCGGGCCUGCAGCGACGUAACGAGGACUACCAAUCGAUUGUGGAGCGCCUCAUCUUCACCCCCGAUGGGCCCUCGCAGCACUACCGAACCCAACAGCAGCGCAGCGUCUUCCCGCGCAUCAAGAGCAAAUCGACGGACGGGAUCCAGAUCUACGAUACGACCUAUCUCUUCUUUUUUGGCGUGAGUGCAGCAGUACUGAUUUUGGAGGUUCGGCUUAGGUUCUGAUUAGUUACGUUGCUGCCUUCCCUCAGGAUCUCAAUUAUCGAAUCUCGACCGUGACACCCAAAAGCCUUUCCAAGCAAUUGAUCGCGCACAAGAUCCACAACGACCUCCCUGCUCUGCUCACGCACGAUCAAUUGCGUCAAGAACAAUCCAAGGGUCGUACGUUGCAUCACUUGAGGGAAGGGGAGAUCACGUUCCAACCGACGUACAAGUUCAAAGUUGGCACCGUCGAUACCUACAAGGCUUUCACCAAGAGGGUGCCGGGAUGGACCGAUCGGUGAGUUUGGUCGGAAUUCACUACGAAGCAGUUUGCUCGGGGACCGAGUCUGAUCCACUCUCAUCGCUUCUAUGGAUCAGCAUCCUCUUCUCGUGUUGGUCCGACGGCGAAUCCGGUGCGGGCGAAUUCAUCAAGCGCGAAACCUUGAAAUCCGGUGAGGUCGUCGAACGUUCGGCCAAACGCAAAGGCGCCAAAGUCGAACUCUACACCUCGAUCAUGUCCUUCACCGGCUCAGAUCACAAACCGGUCACCGCGAUCUUCGCUCUCCCUCGACAUCCCAAGGGUAGUUCGGGGCUGAGGCUACCUUUUACGAGUCCUUAUCGGAUCGAUCAAGGGUGGAGGAGAAAGAAGUUGGUCGGCAAGGUGUUGGAUCGGUUUGUGGGCUUUUGGUGGUGCAUCGUCAUGCUGUGUGGGUUGGGCAAGGAUGCGAGGUACGUUUCUCUUCGCCUCCUUUGGACGAGGAUGGUGUAAGAGCUGACCUCUGGACGCGGUUCUCUCAACAUAGGCUCGGAAUGGCGACAUUGGUCAUCGCAGCCACGGCGGCUUAUUACAAGCGAACUUUGCUCGGAUUCUGA